AGGAUCUUGUAAAGAUUUAUUUAGGCAUUAAGGUUAGAUUUACACUAAAUUGCACAAUAGCACAUUUAGAGAGAUUAGAGAGUAAGACGGUUCCCUUCUUUACCCCUUUUAUAACACUACUUCAAGCCUCAGCUCCUUUGGUGGAGCAGGUAAUCGUGACCGCAGCCAAUUAUAUUACUGCGUCACUAAAUGCGUACUCCAGUCAUGGUAUGAAACUCUCAAUAGAAUAAUAAUCGAACAUAAAGUACUAAAAAUUAUUAUUAUUAUUUAAUCCUAGGUUCCAUGUGGGCUCUAGAUGGAAUCCACUAUUUGCAAGUAGAAUCACUACAAUUCUUGUCGAAACGUGGGGGAAAAUAUAUCCCCACUCCGCAGCAUCUUUCACGGAAAGGUAUAAUAAAUAUACGCACAAACAGCUCCUGCUUCGCCAUGUCGGUAGCAGCCAGUUUAUUUUUGGACCGUAUAAGACUGGAGGAAGCCCCAGACCUGGAAUACGAUCAACUUCCUGGAAAUCAGAAACGACGCCAUCGGCACAAGUGGACAGAUCACGAAAGUUAUAUGCAAAUAAUACAAACUCUCCAGGAUGAGGGUUCUGUACGCUUUACAGAGUUCAUCAUUCCGUUUCAAGAAGCCUAUUACCAGUUACCAGUUGGGCAGAAAAUAAUUGUAAAUGUUCUAAAACACAGUGCCGGUCAACUGCACAUGCCAGAGGAAUAUGACGUUGAAGCGUUGGGCGACGAGCUUGUAAACAAGCUUGCUGCUGAAGGAAUAAAUAUUGGAUUCUUGCUGAAUGACGACAACCUGGUGGAAAUACGGCUAAAAACUUUGGGAGCAAAGUUUAAACUUUCAACACACCUAAACCAGCAUUUAAACCUGGAGGAUAACUUUGAAUUUACAGAGGAUACCACCGAAUUUAACGUACCAACAAUUACCAUUCCAAGUGAUGAUCCAGCGCCAGACUCUCUGCCGAUCCCUAAUGCGGCGGCACCUGCCCGAUUUGCCCAUGUCGUCGUUGAUAUUAUUGAAAGUCAGCGAUUUGGUCAAAACGUUAGGAAGGUGAUACCCACAUUUUCCAGAUCGGACAUAAAAGGGCGGCGUGAAAUCGUUUUUGAUUCAGUACAGUACUUGCCAGUGACGUGUAAAGAGCACAAGUCCAUGCAUGUACAGAUUUGUGAAACCUUUACUCCAUUAACACCCCCGUCAUCACAACCAACGGUGGCGGUGCUUCAUUUUAGACGACAAAAAAUUUAAUGACUUAUAUUAGAAGGGUCAAAUGUGCAGAAAAUCACAAGUGCUAUAUUGAUACAUUACCAAGUAAAAUGGAUCAAGUUGGGGGCGAGCUGUUGCCAUUUUCUUCAUCCGGAGGAGUGACUAGGCCCAAAAAACGUUCCAGAAAUUUAUAUAAAUACCAGUUUGGAAUGGGAAAUGUCCUCAGUGCACCAGGUUGCAUUCAGAAAGGAGGUGGCGGACGACGAAAAGUGGCAAGAAAACCUAGCGCUCCAAUUAAAAACUUGAUUGCGAGCAGCUCCCCAGCGGUGAAGAGAACGUCGUCAAAAGCCAAACCAAGGAAAAAAACCAAGCCAUCAAUUAGAAAAAGACCAGUAACCCGAUCAAGUGCAAAAUCAAAGGCAAAGAAAAAGAAACCUACACAGAAGAGGUCAAGUCCUGUUAAAAGAAGCUGUGCCCCUGUCCAAAACCAAAGAGGAAGCCUCGCUGCUAAAAUGGAGAAUCAGGAGCUACCAUACACUGGGAGUGAUAAGCAAUUCGUAAAAGUCUGGACCUCUUUUCCCUAUGGCAGACUGACGUGAGCACAGUUGAUGAGCACUACAUUCCGUGUCAUAGCUUAUCAACAUUCAAGGACGACUGGCAACUACUCAUCGAGUCUGAAAUUCCACGGAGCGAACACUACUACAUUUCAUUAGCGGAUAGUUAUAUUUAUGCAUUUGUGCAACGUAACGUGUAUACUGAUCAUUCAAUAAUUUAAGAAUGGACACUGAUACUAUCUACUGCUGCCUCAACUACCUACUGAAGGACUUGAACGUACAGAAUUUCAAUGUUGUAGCUUCAGAUCAAAUAUCAAGCGUGGAUUUUGAGAAAACUCCGUCUGCAAUUUGUAUUAACAGUGACCCCAGGUAUGUAAUAGGGCGUUUCUACUAAAAAUCAUGUGUGGCAGCAUUAAAUGUUUUAUUAUUUGGUUAGCUACAAAAAUGGACAGCACUGAACCGGUCUAUAUACAUACGUUGAUGGACACGAAAUUGUUUCAGACUUUUGGUGCAGUUAUGGAAAGUCAUAUUCUCAUUACGGCUAUCACUUCCCACAAAACGUUCGUAAUAGCAACACUAAAAGUUUGCAGUCUGUAAACAGUAAUUUCUGCAGCCUUUACGUCUUCUACUUCUUGAUCAAGCGUGCGUCUUGGUACAGUCUUGCAGACAUUGUGAAGCAGUUUGGAGCCUCUCACGAGGUCAACGAUUAAAUUGUUUUAAGAUUCUACAGAAACAUUCGUUUUUUAAAGUCUACAAAUAGUAGUAAUGGCAGAGCAUUACAGAGUUGUUGCACUCGACUGUCUUCUAAAUUUUAAAAUGUAUUUCUUAAUGUGUGUAUUAAUUCCUUUCGUUUCCGCAUAUAAGAACACUACAUUCAGUGAUGAAUGGUGCAAGAAUUGCACCCAAUAUGGAAAUCAAACCUUUUUCAAGUUUAUUACAUUCACAUGGGCGCCCCCACAAUAUCUAUGCUCUCCAUACCCUGGCCUGAACAACAAAUUUGGAACAAUUGUGGACUUUAGUUGUGACACUAGAGAUUGCACCGCAAUUGAUGUCCGUCCCGUAACGAGGUUUGCUGGUCACUAAAAUACACUCUGUCAACAACCAUUUUCGGGGAAUGGGAAAUUGGACCAUCAAUUAUUAUUUUUUCUAGGAUUAAUUGCAUUUUUUUCAGUCUCGACUUUUAUAAAAAUGUAUUUUGUUAAACCAAAUAACCCAGUUGGCACCGGUAGAGAAAGUCAACGUGAAGAAUUAAUCAGAUUAUAGAUAAUAAGCAAAAUACUGCAUGAUAAUUAUUUGAUUUAAUUUUGAGCAAAUACCUCAAAACUAAUUUAAACGUAAUAGAUGUAUCAUUAAAAUUUGUCCACAUAUUUAUAUGUAAUUAUUACAAUAGCAAAAAGUGAAUAAAGUAAAGUUUUGUUUGCUCAAUAAUAAUGAAAUGCACAAAUUUCAUUUUCAUACACCGAUUUGCCAUAAAGCAUGUAAACAUUUUGUAACAAGAAGAGAUGCAUUUUACCCAGUUUCCUUGAAGGACAGGUACUAUUAUGACAAUACCUUCACUGUAUCAUCAUCAUCAUCAUCAUUUCCACCAAACCCAAAUCUUCCUACUUUCCGAGCAGUCAUCCUCCCACAAAAAUAAUAACUAUAAUAAAUAUAAUGGAUCGCUGCUCCUCCCUAAUUGACUGCAGGGUUUGUGCCAAGACCUGUUUUUGGACGAUGACCACGUCCUCAACGACAAAGUGUUUCGCCGAGCGGUCGGCCCCAAAUGGGGAAUACUUGUACCUGGUGUUUCCGGGACAAGAUGACUUUUGCCCCCAGCAAGUCCCUCUGCAAGCAGAGUCGGGGAUAGAUUUUUGGAUUGGGGUGACCAUAAUUGAUAUGUGGUGGGUGUGACACAAUAAUAAUAAUAAUAAUAAUUCGUUGAAAGCUCGCCAUUAUUAAUAAUAUCAAGUUAUAUCCCCCAAGAACCGUAGACAUGAUAAUAAUAAUUUCAUGCAACCUUUUUUUGCACAUUUUUGCAGCAAUGGGCUGUUUGGUCUUGGGCCUCACGUUCGGUUUUCUUGUUGGAAACCCCACCCAAAGAAUGAGGAUGAGGGCCCUGUGGGGUGUUUUAAGGGGGUUCUGGCGUAGAGUACGCCAGUGGAAUCCUCUUCAGAAUUUGAGGGCGACCACCAAUCCCCUAAAUCGCCUGUUGAGAUGGUGGAGGAGUCAGCCAGUCGCUGAUGUCGAAAUGGACAUGGUCGUACUUACGGCCAACCAGCCCUCCUCCUCCUCAUCUAGUUUUGCCACCGCCACCACCACACUACACACUCCCCCCCAGGAACCUUGCCCACGUUGGGAUUGAAAUCCCCCUGGUUGAAGUCCCGGUGGAGUUGAACACACCUUCUUCUUCCUCAUCCUCCUCUUCCUCUGUCGCCGACUUCCGCACCCCCACCAACACUCGGCCGUCCUCUCCUCCUGCACUACAAACUGUCCAAGUGGACAUUCAUCCACCCCCAAGUUCUCUGGCAGAGGAGACUACUCCUCCUCUUCUGCUCCCACCUGGAGAUCCCGAGCCACCCCGAGCCGACCCACCAGACGACCUCUCAAUCCACGGAAGUCCGCCUGGUGGGUUCUACAUACAUAUUUAUUAAGUAUGAUUAUGAUGAUGAUGAUGAUAAUUUCAUAGCUCUGCUUAUUUAAAUGUUACAAAUAUGUAAAUAAGAAAAACUACUAAUAAUAAAUUACAACUAAAUUAGAUGAAUAUGGAAUCAACCUUCUUCGUCAUCUAAGACAUCUGCACAGCAGGACGCGUAACAAUCAACGCAAACUUGUAAUCCUAAUCUUGCAUGCCUAUUCUCACGAAAUCAAUAUCAUGGGACUGGAUUACAAAUUUUUCAACCUCAAUUUUUAAUCUCAAAGCUCAAGAACAAUAAUUUCAUAGCUCUUCUCACUUGCAAAUACACAUGCAAAUAAGAAAUCAGAAUUUUGAAACUAAUCUCGAUUAAUUAAUUUUAAUCUAUGCCAUCAGGUGAUAUUAAAUUAUCAUGAUUUAAUUUAUCUCUGUAGUCAAUUUAAUCUUAUAAUGUUAAUCUCAAGGGCUGAAAUCUCCAGGGCUUAAUCUUAAUUUUAAACUUUAAUCUCAAAAAUCAAUAAAUUCCCAGCCCUGUAUAAAAAUU
Messenger RNA from Folsomia candida, 4915 nucleotides. RefSeq lists its product as uncharacterized. The coding region runs from base 283 to 1248 and encodes 321 amino acids. The record is from RefSeq and is a predicted model, not a curated record. Lineage: Eukaryota; Metazoa; Arthropoda; Collembola; Entomobryomorpha; Isotomidae. The transcript is spliced from 2 exons.